AUGCUCCGCCAGGAGGUUGCCCACCUCCCCCCGACCCUCUUUCCCGUGUACUCUGGCCUCCCCCCUUCCGCCAUUUCCAUUUCUACAUAUCACCAACAACUGUGGAGAAUACGCACCAAGUCGUCAGUACGUACCAUGUUCACGUCAUUCAGUGCCGAACCCGACUCUGUGGCCACUUCUUCGAUACCGACCAAGAAGACUCUAUUCGGCAGAUACCUCGGCCCGCAGUGGGAUUCACGCGCCAAUCUGACCUACAAAGUCGCUGUCAGCGAAGACUGUAAGCCUGGAACGCAAACUCCAGCCACCGCUGAGGAGCAAUGUGCCUACCAAACAAUCCCUGACAUCUUCACCCAGACCUACUUUGGAGUCCGCUGGCUCUCCAAGGAGCACGAAGAGGCGGCCUGGAUUGACGCUGCGGAUCGAGCACUCAAGGCGGCCUGCAUGGAAGCAUCUCACGAGAUACGUACAAUGACGAGGGCGUUUCCAUCGCAAUUCAAGGAUAUCAAGGUCAGUGCGACAGGGCAGGGAGGAGGUACUGUCGUUGCUGUCUGUGAUUGUGCGGUGCAACCUCCCCCUCGGAUCAGGCACUUCCAAGCGUACUGGACAGCUCCUGACCCCACCAACGACCACACGGACCGCUUUUCGAUCUUUGCGGAGUGCAGUCGGGCGGGGGUGGAUCCUCAGACGAAGAAGAGGAUUACCGAUCACUAUGGGGGCGUCAUCAGAUCCGCAUACAGCCAUUACCAUGCUGGGGAGACCUCCGAUGUGGCCGCCGGUUGCUGGUCGGAUACAAGGACCGGCCUAUGGGGCAGAUUCAACAAAUCGAGCAAGGGCUACACCUUCAUCGUCAGCAAGGAGCUAGCGGGUGCGCUGCCAGCUACAGGCGACGAGAGUGACGCAUUUCAGGAGACCAUGGAGAUUGCCUGGAUGAGGGCGGGUACUGCAGCACUCAAGAAGGCCGGCUUGGACCGCUCUUAUGUCUUCCGUGAUAUGUUCUACUAUUCUCGGUCGCGGCUGGAUAACAUCCCAGUGGGGCUAUCUCUGCGGUUGAGCAAUAGCAGCACGGUGGUGUGCAUUGGGAAGUACAAGCCCAGAGGGCCUGAUGCGGGACCUGCGUCACAGGUCACAUCUUCGCGUCCUCGGGCCACCACGAAUCGGCGGCGUGCCUCGCGUCAUCUCGACAAGUCCAAAGUCCAACGCAAACACAUCCAGGUGUAUUGGACUGCACCGGACGCCACAAGGGACGACAAGACCCCCUACUGGGUGGCAGUGGUCUGGAGCCAGGCGGAGGAGAAUCCCGAUACGAUCGCGAGCAUCAAGAGCGCCGUCGCAGACAUUAUCCAGUCUGUUCACCGCCGCCAGAUCAAGGUCGGGUCUGGACCGUGCGAUGUGUGCUCGAGUUUCUGGUCCGUCAAGCUCCCCCCUGACUACAUCCGGGACGAGGUGGAAUACAUCGAUGGGCUGACCAUGAGCCACGUCAAGGCUGAGGCCGAGCGCUUGGGCACAGCGCAUCCAGGAUCCGUCUUCGUGGUGUGCACAGACCGGGAGGAAGCAACGACGGGUGUUGCAGAGUGA
Dioszegia hungarica is the source of this 1575-nucleotide messenger RNA. RefSeq lists its product as uncharacterized. Bases 1 to 1575 code for a protein of 524 amino acids. The transcript has 3 exons. The record is from RefSeq and is a predicted model, not a curated record. Lineage: Eukaryota; Fungi; Basidiomycota; Tremellomycetes; Tremellales; Bulleribasidiaceae.